Molecule: messenger RNA, 1870 nt
Organism: Rhododendron vialii
Lineage: Eukaryota; Viridiplantae; Streptophyta; Magnoliopsida; Ericales; Ericaceae
Product: serine/threonine-protein phosphatase PP1 isozyme 2
Exons: 4
Coding region: 513-1451 (312 amino acids)
Cellular component (GO): cytoplasm; nucleus
Molecular function (GO): protein serine/threonine phosphatase activity
Source: RefSeq, a predicted model, not a curated record
UUUUAUUGAGGAAACGAAGGGUGGCCAAUUCUUAAUUCUUUAUUUACUCCUCUAUAUAUGGUUUUAUUAGUAUUUUGGAAAGGCGGGGCCCAAAUGGAGAAGAGAAAUAAAAUUGGAGGGCAGGUAUAGAAACACCACACGAGGGCGAGGGGUAGCGGAUUUAUCGACUCCGACGAAUUUCGUUCAUAGGUUUUAGGCUCCUCCGCCUCAUCGGAGUUCCACCCCACCCCACCCCACGCCUCCCCCAUCCCCCCUUCUCCUCCGCCUCGUUAUUCACAUACACACACAUUGAUUCAUAUAUCUAUCUAUGAUCCGUAUAUCCACCGCCUGCAUCUGUCUAUUAAUUUAUUCUCGCUUUGUUUCCAACAACAAUUAAUUUAACCCUAGCACAGACUCCUCAGAAGUUGUUAAUUUUUCUUUUGUGUUCCUCGUCGUGUUUGAGAAUCUAGGGUUUUGAAACCCUAAUUUGGAAGGAGUAGGUAGAGAGAGAGAAGGAGAGAGGGAGGAGGUCGAUGGCGCAGAACGGGCAGGAGAUGGACCCUGCGGUGCUGGACGACAUCAUCAACAGGCUGUUGGAGUUUCGGCAGGCCAGGACUGUACGGCAGGUCCAGCUGUCGGAGGCCGAGAUCCGGCAGCUCUGCAACGUCUCCAGGGAGAUAUUCCUCCAGCAACCGAAUCUCUUGGAGCUCGAAGCCCCCAUCAAGAUCUGCGGUGAUAUUCAUGGGCAAUAUAGUGAUCUUUUAAGGCUUUUUGAAUAUGGGGGUUUUCCGCCUGAAGCCAACUACUUGUUCUUAGGGGACUAUGUGGACCGUGGCAAGCAGAGUUUGGAAACAAUAUGCCUUCUGCUUGCCUAUAAAAUUAAAUAUCCUGAGAACUUCUUUCUUUUACGGGGCAACCACGAAUGUGCUUCUAUCAACCGGAUCUAUGGAUUCUAUGAUGAAUGUAAACGCCGGUUUAAUGUGAGACUUUGGAAAAUCUUUACCGACUGUUUUAACUGUCUUCCUGUGGCUGCUCUCAUUGAUGACAAAAUAUUAUGCAUGCAUGGUGGCCUUUCCCCUGACCUAACGAACUUGGAUCAGAUAAGAAACCUACCCCGUCCAACUGAUGUACCAGACUCUGGUUUGCUCUGUGAUUUGCUGUGGUCAGAUCCAAGUAGGGAGGCUAAAGGUUGGGGAAUGAAUGAUAGAGGAGUUUCAUUCACCUUUGGUCCUGAAAAGGUUGCAGAAUUUUUAAUGCAGCAUGAUAUGGACCUUGUUUGUCGUGCCCAUCAGGUUGUGGAGGAUGGGUACGAGUUCUUUGCUGACCGACAGCUUGUUACUGUAUUCUCUGCUCCGAACUAUUGCGGCGAGUUUGAUAAUGCUGGUGCAAUGAUGAGUGUUGAUGAAAGCUUAAUGUGUUCUUUCCAGAUUUUGAAGCCAGCAGACAUGAAGCACGGAAAGAGGUUCUUGUGAACAAUGCCAAGAGUACUGCAGUCUUUUUCAGAACUUCAAAGUUGUCCCGCCUGAUUCACGAGGUGGAUAGGAACAUUUGAAGAUUCAAGCUCAAAGUUUCUUAGAAGUGAGAUGUAAUCAUGGUGAUCAUUAUGUUGUUCGUUUAGAAGCAUUAAUCAGUUUGCUGCAAUAUUUUGUUUUCUGACCUCUUGAUUUGGCGGCAACUGUGGCCACAAGAGCCAAAAGUAUUUUCGUUCUAUUUAUUUUUCUUAAACUCGUGCGGUUUACAGUGGCGGUGUAAAUUGCUCUGCAUUUGUAGAUUGUAGCAACCAUUGUCAAGUCAAGAUUUUCCAUUUUCAGAAGUUAUUGUAGUGGAUCCUCAGUUUUGUGUUUCUAAGCUGUGAACACAUUGAGCAUAAUUUAUGGUCCUAUUUCCCCCA